Messenger RNA from Pelobates fuscus (common spadefoot toad), 2412 nucleotides. RefSeq names its product glucose-6-phosphate dehydrogenase (gene G6PD). The record is from RefSeq and is a predicted model, not a curated record. The coding region runs from base 130 to 1686 and encodes 518 amino acids. Gene Ontology annotation, cellular component: cytosol. NCBI's taxonomy places the organism in Eukaryota, Metazoa, Chordata, Amphibia, Anura, Pelobatidae. Gene Ontology annotation, molecular function: glucose-6-phosphate dehydrogenase activity; NADP binding. The transcript is spliced from 13 exons. Gene Ontology annotation, biological process: glucose metabolic process; pentose-phosphate shunt, oxidative branch.
GAUCCGCCCCAUCAAAUAUACACAGGGGUACUGACAUCCUACACACAGUCAGACCACGAAAACAGACACAACAGGAACAGAUCCUGAUCUUGAUUCAUUUUAGGAAGCACAAGACUACACAAGCACAAGAUGACGGCAGCCCACGAGCAGGUGCAUCUCAGCAGGUCAGAGGUGUGUGGUAUAAUGCGGGAGGAGCUCUUUGGUGAAGUCGAUUUUCAGCAGUCGCAGACACACAUUUUCAUUGUGGUUGGUGCUUCGGGAGAUUUGGCCAAGAAGAAGAUUUAUCCAACUCUGUGGUGGCUGUACAAUGAUGGAUUGCUCCCAGAAGACACUUACAUUGUGGGUUACGCUCGGUCCAAACUGACCGUGCAGGAUAUCCGAAAGCAAAGUCAGGCGUACUUCAAGGUAACCGCUGAGGAUACGGGGAAGAUGGAAUCAUUUUUCAAACGGAACUCUUACGUUUCUGGACAGUAUUCCGAGGCAAACUCGUACCAUGCCCUAAAUAAGCAUCUACUGUCUCUUCCCAAUGGGGAUAAAGCCAACCGACUCUUCUACUUGGCAGUGCCACCCAGUGUGUACCAUGAUGUGACUCGCAACAUCAAGAUGGAGUGCAUGAGCAAAAUAGGAUGGAAUCGUGUGAUUGUGGAGAAGCCCUUUGGGAAAGACCUGGAAAGCUCAAACCUUUUAUCUGAACACAUCUCCUCUCUGUAUGAGGAAAACCAGAUCUAUCGUAUUGACCACUAUCUAGGCAAAGAGAUGGUGCAAAACCUUAUGGUUCUCCGGUUUGGAAACAGAAUAUUUGGACCCCUAUGGUCCCGAGAUCACAUUGCUGCUGUGGUUUUGACCUUUAAAGAACCUUUUGGCACACAGGGUCGAGGAGGAUACUUUGAUGAAUUUGGUAUCAUCAGAGAUGUCAUGCAGAAUCACUUGCUUCAGAUGCUGUGCUUGAUAGCCAUGGAGAAGCCCGUUUCCACCAACUCCGAUGAUGUUCGAGAUGAGAAGGUUAAAGUCUUGAAAUGUAUUUCUGAGCUGCCCCUCAGUAACGUAGUACUUGGACAGUACGUGGGUGAUCCCAAUGGGCAAGGCGAGGCUCAGAAGGGCUAUUUGGAUGACCCCACGGUACCUAAAGGAUCUCAUACGCCAACAUUUGCCACUGCUGUCAUGUAUGUGAGGAAUGAGCGAUGGGACGGAGUUCCAUUCAUCAUGCGAUGCGGAAAAGCUCUGAAUGAGCGGAAGGCUGAGGUUCGGCUGCAGUUCAACGAUGUUCCAGGAGAUAUUUUCCAAGGACAGUGUAAGAGGAAUGAGCUCGUGAUCCGAGUGCAGCCGAAUGAAGCUGUUUACACCAAGAUGAUGACCAAGAAACCAGGAAUGUUCUUCAACCCCGAAGAGUCGGAGUUGGACCUAACCUACGGAAACCGAUACAAGGAUGUGAAGUUGCCAGAUGCAUAUGAGCGUCUUAUCCUGGAUGUGUUCUGUGGGAGUCAGAUGCACUUUGUACGCAGUGAUGAGUUGAGAGAAGCCUGGAGAAUUUUCACCCCUAUCCUGCAUCAGUUGGAGCAACAAAAGAUCAAACCUUUGCCCUACAAAUAUGGAAGCCGUGGCCCCCCUGAAAGCGAUGAGCUUAUGCAGAAAGCUGGCUUCCGCUAUGAAGGAACAUACAAAUGGGUGAACCCCAACAAACUGUGAUCAUGGAGAAGUUACAUUUUUAGUCCCAUUCAACUUCAAUGGGUUCCUCAUCUUCUUAAUCUACAGCUGUGGGAAGUCCCUGGGGACCAAACCGUAUCUCUUUCCAUCAUUAGCUCGCUGCUUUCAGAUAUGCUCUUAUUUUUUUUUGCUUCGUUGUCUAAUCAUGUCCAUUCUCACAUUGGGAGCAUAUAUUAGAUUAGGUCCGUCCACAAGAUUCCAUUUUCACCGAGAUGGCAUCGUACUAAACACCGCUUUGAGAUUGAUUCUCAAAUGUUUUAGGUCUGUUGACCACUAUUGAAGCACAGUUGGCCUCGAGGAUAUUCUCUCUACCACAAGCCCUUACAUACAGGGCAUAAAACUCUAUUUUUCUUAUUCAAAUUGUCAUUGUGUUUACAGAUGUGGGCUAAAUUGUUUUUCAUUUUCCUCCUGCACAUGCUUUUUUUAUCUCCCCCGGAACCACCAUUGGGCGUAUUGACACAGUUUAAGAACCACUGCUCCACCAUAUAUAUCGCUGCUUCGUGUAGAGAACCCUUUAAUUUGCUAUUUUUUCUGCCAUAUUUCCUCCACCAAUUAACUCCCCAAAUCCCGGUGCUGUAGAUUUCUAUGAAAUGUGCAGAUUUAUUUUGCCAAUAAGGUUAUAUGGGUUUAUAGACUUAAAGUGCAGAACAGAGCACUCUGCAAUUGUGUUUGUUUUAGAAUUAUUUGAAUAUUAUUUCCCUCGCUAUA